AUGGCUACCAGAUGUGUAGGGAAGGAUGGUGGGUUUGUUAGGGCAUCUACCACAAACAAUACAAGUAUUGAUGAGAAUGUUGCCUCAACUAGCAUGUUGGCAGCAGACCAGGAACUGAAUGAAGAUGAACAGGAUGAAAUAUCUGAGAGUUCAAGUAGCAGUGAAGAUGAGGCAAGUGAUUAUGAAGUGGAAAAGGUGGAAGGGAUGGAUGGGAACAGUAAUGAUGACAAUUCAGGGUUGGUGGAGUCUAGUGAAGGAGAGAAUGUUUCUGAUGUUGAAGGAGGUGUAGACCAACAGGUCUCAUUGAGAGUUGGUAAAGUGUUUAAGAAUGUUAAACAUUUUAGAGAAGUUUUACAAGAUUAUGAAGUUCAGGAGGGUUUUCAUACUUUGAAGCAAAGGAAUGAGAAAGCUAGAGUAACUGCAAUUUGUGAUGAGAAGGGUUGCUCAUGGAGGAUCCAUGCCUCACCUAUUGAGGAUGGGAUCACAUUUAUGAUAAAGUCACUUAACCCCCAUCAUAGUUGUACUAGAUUUGGCACCAAUAAGAAGGUGAAUGCAACUUGGAUAGCAAGAAAACUUGAUCCCAAUCUGAAGUAUGACACAGAUAUGAGCAUCAAUGUCAUGAAAUCACAUUUGAAGGAGAAGUAUAAUGUAGAGGUUCAGACAAUGCAACUGUAUAGGGCAAGAUGGAUUGCAAAACAAGAAAAUGAAGGAAGUCAUUCAAAGUCUUAUGCUAAAUUGGAGGCCUAUGGGACAGUGUUAAAGCAAAGAAACCCUGGAACUGCAUUUGUGAUCGAAUACCAGAAUGCAGAGAUAUAUAGAGUAGAAGUGAAUGGAGUGGUGACAGUAAUUCCACAGUUCAAGCGUAUGUUUGUAUGCUUUGAUGCAUGUAAACAAGGAUUUUUAAAGGGAUGUAGACCUUUCAUUGGCCUUGAUGGAUGCCAUCUGAAAGGGAUAUAUGGUGGAGUGUUAGUUUCAGCUAUGUCAGUUGAUGAAAAUAAUGGUAUAUUUCCAAUUGCAUAUAGUGUGGUUGAAUCUAAAGGCAAGGACAGUUGGCUAUUCUUCCUUCAUCACUUACGUGAGUCCAUCCAAAUCACAAUAGACACAACCACUAGUAGACCAUUCACAUUCAUGACUGAUAAACAGAAGGGUCUCAUUGAAGCAAUUUCAAUCAUUUUCCCAGAAGUAAACCAUAGGCAUUGUAGUAGACAUUUAUAUAACAAUUUGAAAUCACAGUUUGGAGGUGAGAGUGGAUUGAGGACACUCUUCUGGGCUGCUAGCAAAGCAUAUAGUCUGCAUAAGUUUAAUAUGGCUAUGAAUGAAAUGAAAAUAGUCAAUCAGGAAACAUAUGAUUGGUUGAUGAAGAAUCCAGUGAAGAUGUGGGCAAGACAUGCAUUUGAUCACUGCAUGAAGAGUAAUCACAUCACCAAUAAUAUGACUGAGUCAUUCAACCAGUGGAUAGGAGUCCUCAGGAGCAAGCCAAUCCUUACCUUGAUAGACCAAGUUAGACUGAAGUUGAUGGGUAGGCUACAAAAAAGGUAUGAGAAGAGUUGUAAUUAUCAAGAUAUUUUGAAUCCAAGAAUAGAAGAGAAGCUUAAUAAGUUGCAGAAAAAUGUUAGGUACUGUAUGCCAACAUAUUCAGGGGAAGAUGAGUUUGAGGUGCAAGAUGGAAGUACUAGCUACCCAAUCUAUCUCUCUCGUUUCCGACUUGUCUCCAGCGAUGCUCAAGGUCUCCUUGAAGUUGCCGGCGAAUAUUGUGAAGAAUGCCUUAACAGUAUUGUUGGUCGUUGUGUAGUUGUUAUUGCAACACAGAAGUUAACAAAAUACAUCCAUUUACUGAUUCCUAGUAAUUGCUGGGAAUUUUCCUUUAAAGCAAGCUUGCAAUCAAACAUAGGUUUUGAUACGAAACAGGGAAUUACCUACGGAGAAUUCAAAUUGGAAUUGUUUGGUUUUUACAAUGCUGAGUGGUUGUUCCUGUUCCUUUUGGUGUUUGCAGAAAUUGUUGAACAAGUGAUUGUAACUGGGUUGGAUAUGCUAUUCCGGUAG
This is a messenger RNA of Telopea speciosissima, 2043 nucleotides long. RefSeq lists its product as uncharacterized. Lineage: Eukaryota; Viridiplantae; Streptophyta; Magnoliopsida; Proteales; Proteaceae. The record is from RefSeq and is a predicted model, not a curated record. Bases 1 to 2043 code for a protein of 680 amino acids. The transcript has 5 exons.